AUGCUUGAACAACUUGUGUACGAAAGCGACAGAGUUCGACUUUCAAGGAACGCUACAAAAACCAAAGUAAUGACAAACGUAUACAAAACCCCUAUCACAGUCAACGGCACAAAAAUAGAAUAUGUCAAUGAAUAUACAUACCUUGGACAGAUAGUAUCACCAAAUGAUCUUACAACAAAAGAAAUAAACAAUCAGAGUACAGUUAGCAUGGAAAAGACAUCGGUCCCUAAAAGAAAUUGUCAAAAACCCACAAGUACCACUUUAAGCUAA
This is a messenger RNA of Parnassius apollo (apollo), 270 nucleotides long. The record is from the annotation of a GenBank genome assembly. NCBI's taxonomy places the organism in Eukaryota, Metazoa, Arthropoda, Insecta, Lepidoptera, Papilionidae.